Messenger RNA from Trichoderma atroviride IMI 206040, 740 nucleotides. The record is from RefSeq and is a predicted model, not a curated record. NCBI's taxonomy places the organism in Eukaryota, Fungi, Ascomycota, Sordariomycetes, Hypocreales, Hypocreaceae.
UGAGUCUGGGAAUGCACUUUUUGUUGAGCAACUUCUGAGAAACGGCGCUGACCCGGAUAUGAGAGACUCAUCCGGAUCUACGCCGCUGUGGAGAGCCGCGCAGACUGGACAUUUGGCUAUUGUUCAGCUACUUCUCCAGUACCCUGUUGAUGACAGCACCCUGCUGUUGGCCGUUGAGGCUGGCACCUGUGGUGGCAGGAGACGCGAUGACUUGGUCGGGUUGCUCAUCUCGCACGGGGCUCUCGGCGCCAUUACCGGCUCUGACGGGCACAGCGGCAACCGCAAUGACCAGGAACUCGCCUGGUGGAGGCACACACUCGUGGGGGAGUGGGCAGGGAGCUACAACUAUCAGCCGGCUUCGAGCGCGGAGCCCAUGGGAUUCCGCGUCGGUCAGGUCUUCAGGGAGGCUCCCAGCGUGCUGAGGAAGGGCCUCAUCUUGUUCUCCGGCGGCGGUGAGGAUACCGUUGCCCCGUUUGUCGUCUAUGGCCAGGUGCUGCCCGGAAGAAGUGUCCGAUUCGUGAAGCUGUAUCCCGAGUUUGGGUGGACGUAUCAGGGCAGGAUCGUGGGAGACGAAGGCGGUGGGUGGUGUCUGCAAGGCCAAUGGGGGAAGCAAUACAGCGGACCGCCUGGCGGGCACUUUAUGUUAAAAUCGUGGUCCAGAAAUCUGCAAACGUUGUACUAAGAAUCACUAAAAAUGACGAUAGACUUUCAUAAUAGAAUGAACUUUAUGGCAUAUCUUG